GUAGGAUCAAACUUCAAAGGAUUAUUUUCUAGAGUAAAGUGGAGUCUGAAAAUGGUAAGGCGAUAUCGAACACAGCUAGUUAGUGAGCCAAACGACACUGGCUACGGCUGCGCGUUUUGCAGCACGCAUCUUUGCCUGGCUUCAGAUGUGUUAUCUCGUACUUUUCAUGGAAAACACGGCAAGGCAUUUCUUGUCAAUCGUUGUGAAAAUUACUAUGUUGGGCCUCAAGAACAAAAGGAGCUAAUAACUGGCACACACAUUGUCCGCGAUGUUUUUUGUACUUUCUGUGACAAAAAUAUUGGCUGGUGCUAUGACUUUGCGCUCGAUGAGCAAGAGCGUUAUAAAGUUCAUCGCUUUGUUCUGGAGAACAAACUAGUACGAGCUAUAAACUCCAGCCCCAGAUAUGGAUACCUUGGCAUAAAGCCCCCGCAGCAAGACAGCCAUAGACUUUUGAUUGUGAGCGAAUAG
Molecule: messenger RNA, 468 nt
Organism: Phytomonas sp. EM1
Lineage: Eukaryota; Euglenozoa; Kinetoplastea; Trypanosomatida; Trypanosomatidae
Source: the annotation of a GenBank genome assembly